AUAAAGAAUUGUAUGGGAACUACUUUUAUAAUAUCCUCCAAAGGACCCGAUUUUUUGAAAUUGUGCGAAGUAGAAAUCUUUACGUUCACCCAUUUUCAAAGAUCAUUGGUGGAAUAUCAAGGAGCUCAUAUCUUUAACUAUAAAAAUUUAUACCCAAAAAAAGAUUUGGAAAAAUUGCACGAUGGCUAUAUACUCUCCUAUGGGUUAAAGCCUAAUAUUCCUCCAGGAUGUGCCUUUUUCGGGAUAAUUAAGAGGAUGACUUAUUUUAAUAUUCAAUUGCCUGAGUUACCCGAUAACUAUGCUUGGGAAAUUUUUAAUGUAGCUAUACAAACAAAAAAGAUCGAAAAUAUGAUAGGUGACCAGAUCGUAACUCAACUACAAUGGGGCAUCAAUAAACUUUCAAGAACAAUGUGUAACAGAUAUACAAUCAUUUAUUUUCAACAACACAGUUACCUCUUUAUCAAUCUAAAUAAAAGGGAUAAAAGGCUCUAUGCUUUUGAAAAAGAAUAUUAUGCGACUAAAAAAGUAAAGGCAGCUGGUCAAAUGAUUUACACCGAAUGUCCAUAUCCAUACGCGAAAACGGUAUCGAUUAUUUACGAAAGAAAGGGGGAAAUGAAUAAAAAAGGGUUUGGGCUCUGCGAAAUUUUGAUAUCCGGAGAAAAGAUUUGUUAGUCC
This is a messenger RNA of Gordionus sp. m RMFG-2023, 675 nucleotides long. RefSeq lists its product as uncharacterized. The coding region runs from base 13 to 672 and encodes 219 amino acids. Lineage: Eukaryota; Metazoa; Nematomorpha; Gordioida; Chordodea; Parachordodidae. The transcript is spliced from 6 exons. The record is from RefSeq and is a predicted model, not a curated record.